Molecule: messenger RNA, 1939 nt
Organism: Vicugna pacos (alpaca)
Lineage: Eukaryota; Metazoa; Chordata; Mammalia; Artiodactyla; Camelidae
Gene: CD1E
Product: CD1e molecule
Biological process (GO): immune response; antigen processing and presentation, endogenous lipid antigen via MHC class Ib; antigen processing and presentation, exogenous lipid antigen via MHC class Ib
Cellular component (GO): external side of plasma membrane
Molecular function (GO): endogenous lipid antigen binding; lipopeptide binding; exogenous lipid antigen binding
Source: RefSeq, a predicted model, not a curated record
GCCUGUGGCUGGGGGAAACUGAAGGGUUUCUUGGCAGGGAAGUGGGCAGAGGCAGAGGUUUGUCUGUGUGCCAAGGGAAGUCAGAUGAGAGUGAGAGAGGGCUUAGAGCAGAGCCCAUAUCUGCGUUCUGAGGGCACUUGCCUGCUGAAACAUCCUUUGCCUGACAGAGCUUCGAUGCUGCUCCUGCUGCCCUUGUUUUUCAAGGGACUUCUCUGCCAUGGGGAAAGCGCAGAGGCUCCCCAGGUUCUAGGACCCCAUCAUCCAGCUGCAGAAGAGCCCCCCUCCUUCCGCGUACUCCAGACUGUUUCCUUUGCCAACAGCAGCUGGACGCACACCGAUGGCUCAGGCUGGCUGGGCGAGCUGCAGACUCAUGUCUGGGACAGUGUCUCGCAUACCUUCCUCUUUCUGCGGCCCUGGUCUCGGGGCAACUUCAGCAAGGAGGAGCUGAAGAGCAUCCAGGCAGUACUGCAGCUGUACUUCCACGAUUUCCCUAGGGUGGUGCAGAGCUUUAGCAGGCAGUUUCAGUUCGAAUACCCCUUUGAGGCCCAGGUAUCAGCUGGCUGUUUAAUACAUCCUGGAAAGCCCUUGGAAGCCUUCUUAUAUGCAGCAUAUCAAGGAUCAGAUUUCCUGAGUUUCCAAGGAAACUCUUGGAAACCAUCUCCAGGAGCAGGGAGUCGAGCUCAGAACGUCUGUAGGGUGCUCAGCCACUACCGAAUUAUUAAAGAGGUCGUGCAGAGCCUUCUCGAUGACAUCUGCCCUCGGUUUCUGGCAGGCCUCCUUAAAGCAGGGAAGUCAGACCUAGAACGCCAAGUGAAGCCAGAGGCCUGGGUGUCCAGAGGCCCCGCUCCCGGCCCUGGCCGUCUGCUGCUGGUGUGCCACAUCUCUGGCUUUCAUCCAAAACCUGUGUGGGCGAUGUGGAUGCGGGGUGAGCAGGAGCAACGAGGCACUCAGCGAGGUGACGUCCUGCCCCAGGCUGACGGGACGUGGUAUCUCCGAGUGACCCUGGAUGUGGCGGCCGGGGAGGCGGCCGGCCUGAGCUGCCGGGUGAGACACAGCAGUCUAGGCGGCCAUGACAUCAUCAUCCACUGGGGUGGAUACUCCAUCCUCCUGACAGUGGCCUGUUUGACAGUGAUCUGUUUAGCAGUGAUAGUCACCAUGGUCAUCUUGGUUGUCGCUGACUUAUCCUCUAAAAAGCAGAGCUCAAAUCAGAAUGUCCUCUCUGCCCGUGUCUCCCACCCUGCUUGUCCCACAAGAGCCGACACCCAAGACCCCAAGAGUUCGGGACAUCAGCUCUCUUUGGCAUGGGAAUCGUGGAUCAAAAACAGACCCUUAAAGAAACUGAAAGCCAGCUUAAAGCAACUCUGGUGAUGCUAGUUUUACCUUCCAUAUAAAAUCCUUUUCUCCUUGUUUAAAAACAUGGUUCAUACCUAUAAACAAAGCAUGAUUUAUUAAAACAGCUUGCUCUGGUAGAGAUUCUGACUCUUUUGGAAAUCCCAUCUUCCAGCAAUAUCUUUUCUGCUUUGGCCACAUGUUCAUCCCUGAUCCUUCAAACUCUAAUUCAAAUGCCUUUUUCUUCAGAGCUUCCCUGAAUUGCUCACUUAAAAGCUGUAUGUCCCACACUGGACUGUUCUUCCUAAAUACACUCAUCUCUUCCUACCCUGAACAGUAACUUUUUUACAUUGCUGUGCUUUUCUCUCAUUUGCCUGAAAGUAAGAUUUAGGUGUUUAUAUUUGUGCCCAUGACAAAAAGUCUUCCCUGGAUUCAGGGCUAACUUCAUGGGCAUGUGACCUGUGCAGCUGUUGCCAUCUUGAAAUCUUACUCACUUUUGCAGGAGAGAUAGUGCAUUUUCAUUUCAUAUUGGCCCUACAAAUUACAUAGCUGGUUUGGCAGGAAUUAGAUACUUCUCAAUAAAUGCUGACUGAAAUAAAUGUAUUGUUAA